Messenger RNA from Protopolystoma xenopodis, 336 nucleotides. The record is from the annotation of a GenBank genome assembly. NCBI's taxonomy places the organism in Eukaryota, Metazoa, Platyhelminthes, Monogenea, Polystomatidea, Polystomatidae.
AUGGCUAAUAGCGAUAUGACGAGGGAAUACCGGUUCGAGGGUCAUCAAGGUCCUGUUCUUAGUGUAUCCUUUGAUCCUUUGGAUCUUUUGAUUGCGUCCUCUUCUGGUGAUGGAACUGUCAAGUUUCUAGCCGUUCCUAUCGAUAAAGAAAUACGCCUAUACGAACGAGAUACUUGGGAUGUUCUCUGUUGCCUAACUUGUCCAGUCAUUGAGCUUCCAAUUAUAGACUGUGCAUUUUGUGAUAAUAGUCACGCUGGGUCCUUUUUGGCUGCCAGCUCAGCGAACGGGUGGAUCGUUGUUUGGAGGCAUGCUCGCAGGGAAGUUGUGGCUCGGUAA